Messenger RNA from Lodderomyces margitis, 486 nucleotides. Its product is annotated as CXXC motif containing zinc binding protein. The coding region runs from base 1 to 486 and encodes 161 amino acids. The record is from RefSeq and is a predicted model, not a curated record. Lineage: Eukaryota; Fungi; Ascomycota; Pichiomycetes; Serinales; Debaryomycetaceae. Gene Ontology annotation, molecular function: zinc ion binding. The transcript has a single exon.
AUGGUUAAAUUUCUACUCAAAGUAUUUGGUGAAUUAACAAAUGUCACUGAUUUGGAACCACUUGAUACGCCUGAGUCACCAUAUGAAUACACGUUUCAAAUUGAAUGUACCAAAUGCAGAACUGUACACGAUAAAGAGAUCCAAAUAAAUCGUUUUGAGCACCAUGACAUAAGUGGGUCAAGAGGUGAAGCCAGUUUUGUAUUCAGAUGCAAAGAAUGCAAAAAUGAACAUUCAGCUAGUAUAGUCAGAACCAAUGAGAAAUUGGAGAUUGGUGCUGGGAAACCAGUCAGUAUACUAGAAAUUGAUGCAAGAGGUCUUGAUUUUAUCAAGUUUAUACCCGAUGGAAAAUUUCAAGCUGUAGGCGAGGAAACAGGUACUAAAUUCAAUGAAGUCGAUUUGGAGGAUGGCGAGUGGUACGAUGUUGAUGAAAAGACCAAUGAGGAAGUGUCGAUAAUUGAUGUUGGAUGGACUAUUUCACGCUCGUAG